AUACGGGAUACUUGAUUCCUACUAACAAGCUUAAAUGUCCGUAGUAUCGAUAAAGUCGAGAGCAUGACGUUGAAAUACAUGCGCGCGCGCGCUUUCUCUCUUCCCCUUACACUGCACGUCCGCGCGCUCACAGGGAGUGCAGAUAAAAGUUUUUUUCAUCGUUAGAAAUGCGAAGUAAAAACAAAAAGCUUGCAAUUUUUUAAAAAGAAAUAAACGUUAGAAAUUUGUAAUAGAUUAUUCGUUACACAAUGGCUGGAUUAGAACAUUACGAGAGAGUUUAUCGCGGAAAACCUAUUAGACAUUGGGAAAAUGAAAAUAACUUUCUGUACGGACACCGUGGACAAGAGGUUAUACGUCCUUUGGAUGUUCCCGUUGUACAUCCUUUAGCUGUAGAUAAUCCCCCUACCGAUGAUAUUAUGAAAAAAUACAUUGGUCCAGGUUGUGGUCUAGUAAGUUUAAUUACAGAAAAGUUAUUAGUUCAUCCGUUUAUUGUUCUAAGAAGACAAUGCCAAGUAAAUCCUGGAUCAACCAAAUACCAUAUAAUACCUAUUACCUUGGUACCUGUUGUUGCACGACUUUAUCAAACUCAAGGAGUAAAUACCCUUUGGAAAGGAAUCGGAUCAGUUUUACUUGUGAACGGAAUGACCUUGGCUAUCGAAGAUUUCAUUUCUAAAAUUACAUUAUGGCCAAAGUAAGACGAUUUAUUGGAUAU
Molecule: messenger RNA, 712 nt
Organism: Nomia melanderi (Alkali bee)
Lineage: Eukaryota; Metazoa; Arthropoda; Insecta; Hymenoptera; Halictidae
Source: RefSeq, a predicted model, not a curated record